GAGAAAGAGAUGGCAGGUUUGCAGAGAUCGGCUGUAUCAUUCAGAAGGCAAGGAUCAUCAGGUUUAAUCUGGGACGACAAAUUAUUUUCCGGCGAUUUGAAACGGUUUUCCGAAGGAAAUCCAUCGUUAUCGGACUCCGAUCAAGUUCAAACGGCCGAAAAUGAUCAAUCUAUGUGUUCGAAAACGACAAUCGGGUCCAUCAACACUAUUCGACGGAAUCGAUCCAACAACAGCGGAGAACGACCGCACCGUACGGGGAAGGCAUCACCGGCGACAGAGCCGCCGUCACCUAGGGUUCCGGUAUGCGGAUUUUGCAGUGCUUUUGUGAAGGUAAAUAAAACUCAAACACAAACCGCCUCUCGUAAACGGAGUUUGGCUUGAUUGAUCAUGCAAUAAAACGUUUUCCGCCACCACCGGCGGCGGUCGGAUGGUGGUGUUACGUGAAUUCCGUUGGAUAAUAACGAGGUGUGACCUUGUAAGAUUUUGUUGACGAUUCUAGUUUUUUUUUUCAGUAGUUUAUAGUUAUUUAGACUUCAUUAUUAAGAUCUCUGAUGAACUCACCUCCGAUCUUUUGAUGCUACAUAACGAUGAAAUGCCAUAAUUCUUAACAAGAUGUUCAUCCAACUGCAUAACGUCUCCAUUACAAUUCACAUGAAAUUGUAUGUAUAGAAUUUUGACAGUACUGGUUAUGCAAUUCGGUUACGGUUACG
Cynara cardunculus var. scolymus (artichoke) is the source of this 710-nucleotide messenger RNA. RefSeq lists its product as uncharacterized. The record is from RefSeq and is a predicted model, not a curated record. The transcript has a single exon. The coding region runs from base 10 to 381 and encodes 123 amino acids. Lineage: Eukaryota; Viridiplantae; Streptophyta; Magnoliopsida; Asterales; Asteraceae.